CGCAGGUGAGCUGGGCAGACGGUGCGGAGGAGUGCGCUGCCGCCGGAGCCGCCGCUGGCUGCAGGAACGAUGCUGCCGAAUCAAGAAUACAUGCUCCAGCUCUCUGGUGUUUUCCACACCGGGCAGGUGGAGUCCGGCUCCUGCUUCCAGCAGCUGCUGGGCUCUGUGCCGACCGGGGUCAUCCUCAAGGACGUGUCUCUGGAAGUGCACGGCGGCGAGGUGAUGGCUGUGCUCGGUUCCAAGGGCAGCGGCAAGCGCGCCCUUCUGGAGGUGAUCUCGCGCCGGGCCCAGGGCCGCAACAGGGGCCAGAUCCUGCUGAACAACGUGCCCAUGUCGCAGCAGCUGUUCCAGGAGCACUGCGGCUACGUGACGCAGAAGGCCGACCUCAUCCCCGGCCUGACAGUGCGCCAGACGCUGCAGUACGCCGCCAACAUGACCAUCUCCAUGCAGAUAUCGGGCGGGGUGAAGGCGGCGCGAGUUAAACAGGUGAUGGCCGACAUGGCGCUCACCAACGUCAGCAACCGCGGGGUCGAGGACCUGACGGCGUCCGAGUACAAGCGGCUGGUGAUCGGCGUCCAGCUGAUCCGGGACCCGGUGUGUCUCCUGCUGGACGAGCCCACUUGGGACCUGGAUCCACUCAACACCUACUUCAUCAUCUCCAUCCUCUCCAACCACGCCAAGAAGUACAACCGAAUCGUGGUGCUCACCAUGGAGAAGCCCCGCUCCGACAUCUUCCCCUUCCUGGACCGCGUGACCUAUCUCUGCCUGGGCGACGUCGUCUACACGGGCAGCACGCGCAUGAUGCUCGACUACUUCCGGGUCAUCGGCUUCCCCUGCCCGGAGCUGGAGAACCCGCUCAUGUACUACCUUUGCCUGUCGACGGUGGACCGGCGUUCGCGGGAGCGCUUCAUCGAGUCCAACAACCAGAUCGCGGCACUGGUGGAGCGCUUCCGCGCCGAGGGCGGCCCGUACCGCAAGCACGCGCCGCCCGACAUCGAACCGGACACGAUGCAGCUGAAGGUGCCGCUGUCGGCGUACGGGCGCGCGCCGCUACUGGCGGUCAUGUGGAGCCUCAUCUGGAGAACAUGCGACUCAAUAUUCAACUUCCGACGUAGUGGGCUGAAGCUGCUCGGUCUCAAGCUGUUCCUGCUCCCCAUAUUCUUCUUCAUUUUGUGGAACUUCUAUUUCCCACUCCAGUCGACUCAACAGUCACUGGUGACCAGAACCGGCCUGAUCUUCAACUGCCUGGCCGGCGUGUCCUUCCUGUCCAUCGCCAUCACCGCCUCCACUUUCGGCUCGUUCCGGACGCGGUACUACCAGGAGUCGAGGGAGGGCGUGUACAGCGGCGCCUCGUUCGUGUUCUGCCAGACGCUCAGCUCUCUGCCGCUGUCGGCGCUCUCGGUCUGCGCCGCCGCCUCCAUCAUCUUUUGGGGCCUUGGCUUGGGCGACAGGUACUCCACGACGGACGCGCUCUGGCAGUGGUUCCUCUUCUUCACCGUGCUCUGGGCCUGCUACGCCUUCGUGGAGCACCAGACCAUGCUGCUGCUCAUGGUGUGCAAGUCCUCGUUCACUGCCGCCAUCGCCAGCUUCUACUGCACUGUCACCUACAUACUCAUCGGCAGCAGCACCCUUAAAACCCUGGUCGGCCUCCCGAAGUGGCUGUAUUAUGUCAGUUACGUCAUCAUCUACCGCUACGCGAGCGCCUUCCUGCACGAACAGAUGUUCCGAGACAACUUUGUGGCGCUGCCAUCCCGAAACGCCACAGCUCAGAUCAACUGCAUCAGCAACAACGCUCAGUACGGCUGCAGGUACUUGAAUGGCACCCAUUACCUCCAAGAGCGUUAUAACCUGGGCAACCUUAAAAACCCGGUGGACGAUCUGCACUUGUACUGGAACUUCGCCUGGACUUUCGCUUUCGUCGCUGGCCUUGUAGUCCUGAACAUCAUCGCAUACAGCAUGCCACUGCCGAACUUCAUCAAGAGCAAGUUCAGAGAAUGAGCACUGACGCGGGCAGGUGGAGAGACUCCGCACGUAUGGGAGACAGUGCGCGUGUGUUUAUUGCUGUGGUGGUAUUUAUAUUGUAGGAUCAAACAACAUGUGAUUCCGUGGUGUAGACACGCAUCCUUUUAACUCAACUCGAUGGCUAGUUCCAAUAGCAGGCGAUUGUAUGCAAAUGUUAAGUUGAAGAGCGUAUGGGUGUGUACCGAAUGAUAUUGUUACCUUGUUUGAACGAUCGCAAUGACCAUAACAAUGGCCAGUUAUCGCCGCCACGAAUUUUCUACCAUGCGAUGUUCGAAGUGUUGGAAUCAAAGCGUUGUACACUUUUCUGAAAACUUAGUGCGGAAAAACAAACGGCUUAUGCACACUGUCAGAACAUGUUGGCGUAAAUGAAACUUUGCAAAGCUUUGAUUCCAGUUCCACGCACUUGCUUGCUUGGUAGAAGUUGCACUGUGAAGUAUAAACAAUUAUUUGUUAUGCUGAGAUAAGCUGGGCUUGAUUCUGCCACGUAGUGUUGUCUUGUGUUCUGCUGGAUACAAACUUGUUUUACGCCAUAUACACAAUAAAUACACCUUCUGUUA
Pollicipes pollicipes is the source of this 2579-nucleotide messenger RNA. Its product is annotated as ATP-binding cassette sub-family G member 5. Gene Ontology annotation, biological process: transmembrane transport. The record is from RefSeq and is a predicted model, not a curated record. The coding region runs from base 70 to 1998 and encodes 642 amino acids. NCBI's taxonomy places the organism in Eukaryota, Metazoa, Arthropoda, Thecostraca, Pollicipedomorpha, Pollicipedidae. Gene Ontology annotation, molecular function: ABC-type transporter activity; ATP binding; ATP hydrolysis activity. Gene Ontology annotation, cellular component: plasma membrane; ATP-binding cassette (ABC) transporter complex. The transcript is spliced from 13 exons.